GUCGCGUCGUCAGAAAUGUGCGGCGCAUGCGCACUCGCUUCUCCGGCGGAGCUGAUUAUGAGGCGGCGGAGGGAUUGAUGAUGAUGAUAUUGAAGAUGAUAAUGAAGAUAAUGCUGCGCGGAUUCAACAACAUCCAGAAUAAAGUCCCGGCGCGUCGGCAUGAGCACUGAACCCUGAUAGAAGAGAAGCAGGAGAAUGAGACAGCGGUUUGUUGAUAAACAAUGGCAGCAGGGGCAGCGGAUGGUGAUUUAUGGGGGGGUCUUCCUCAUCAUGACCCUCCUCAUCCUCUACAGCUCCAGCAGCUCAGCUGAUCUUUACAGCCCCUUUAAAGUCAGCGAGUUUCACUACGCCGUCAAACACACCAACCUCAAGAAAUGGGCCGGGAAGGAGGGAUACGUUCCUGUUUACGGCAACAAGAGCAUGAAGCUGCACUGCAGUCAGUGUGCAUUAGUGACCAGCUCCAGUCACGUGUUGGGGACUCACUCCGGAGACGAGAUCGACCGCACAGAGUGUGUCAUCCGCAUGAACGACGCUCCAACCUCCGGCUACGAAUCAGACGUGGGGAACCGGACCAGCGUGCGCGUCGUGGCUCAUUCCAGCGUGUUCCGGGUGGUUCGCAAACCCGCCGAGUUCCUCAAUCGCUCAGAGAGCCCCGCCAUCAUAUUCUGGGGCCCGUCGACGAAGAUGGGGCGCACGCGAAGACAAUCUACCUACCGCCCCAUACACCACAGAAUCACCAUUACAUAAACCAACCCUUCCUUCUUCUUCAUCUCUCCCAGCAAAAUGCAGAAGUUCGACACGCUCUUUCAGAAAGAGACCGGACGAGACAGAAAAAAGUCUCAGUCCUGGUUGAGCACCGGAUGGUUUACCAUGGUCAUUGCCAUAGAGAUGUGUGACAACAUAAAGGUUUAUGGGAUGGUGCCGCCAAACCAUUGUGGGAAGCGUCCUCUGCCCAAACGGAUGCCCUAUCACUAUUACAAACCCAGAGGUCCAGACGAGUGUGUGAUGUACCUCCAGAACGAGAGGGGGCGCCGCGGAUCACACCACCGCUUCAUCACUGAGAAACAGGUGUUUGCGCGCUGGGCCAAGCAGUACAACAUCAGCUACAGCCACCCCACGUGGUGAGAAACACAUCUAACAUGCCUGGUGGCUUUCUGUACCUCUGUGACCUCCUGAUCCAAAAUGCCUACCAUUUCAAAAUUGCCUGCUCAGAAACGUAUCCAGAACGGCUGCUGGUUUCUCUUUAUUCUGGAUUAGUGGCUGAGCCAAAAUGGAGGCCAUGCAGGGAUCCAGGAACAAGCCAAGGGUGGACAAUCUUAGUUUUCCUUAGGAAAAUGAACAGAUGAUGGAACGUUUAUUGUCUUAAGCAUGACAGUUUCAAAUACAUCUUACGUACUACUGCAGUGAAGUUUUCCGAAGUCUUCUCUCACACAGUUUUUCAGAGAACGAAGGCCUUUUGGAUGGAGAAUGAAAGAGAAAUCCUUUAUGUCAGUUGCCAAAUGGAAGAUUAAUUCACAUCUUGUGGUACAAUCAACACAUCUGAAUGUUAGUCAUGUGAAACUACCAGAGAAUAGCAACUUUACAAGAUUAAGAGUAUGUUCUAUUGUGUAAAUAAGAACUAUG
Messenger RNA from Cyprinus carpio (common carp), 1623 nucleotides. It is a transcript of the gene st6galnac6, whose product is annotated as ST6 (alpha-N-acetyl-neuraminyl-2,3-beta-galactosyl-1,3)-N-acetylgalactosaminide alpha-2,6-sialyltransferase 6. Gene Ontology annotation, biological process: oligosaccharide metabolic process; ganglioside biosynthetic process. The record is from RefSeq and is a predicted model, not a curated record. NCBI's taxonomy places the organism in Eukaryota, Metazoa, Chordata, Actinopteri, Cypriniformes, Cyprinidae. Gene Ontology annotation, molecular function: alpha-N-acetylgalactosaminide alpha-2,6-sialyltransferase activity.